CUGAUACAUUGUUGCAUCAUUGAAGUCAACUCCAUCAAUUUCAGUGUAUUGUUUCAGGAGCGGUAGCGAGUCACCAUGCCUGGUGCUUCUUUGCUUGGUGGCUUACUCUGCUCGCAGACACCCAGGUCCACCGCAACUCACCGCCUGCGGCUCACCCGUGCCCGGUGUCACCCUCGUCUUGUGGCUCUCAUCGCUGGCGGCCUGGGCUCGCCCCGUGUCCGUCUUGCCUUGGGUCUGUCUUGCCUGGUGUCUGCUUACCGGCUGUCUCCCUGUCUAGUGGUUUACUCUGCUCGCAGUCAUUUAGGCCUGCUGACAUUCACUGCCUGCGGCUCACCCAUGCGCGGUGUUACUACUGCCUGGAGGUUCACUCUGCUCGCAUCCAUUUAAGCCUGCUGACAUUCACUGCCUGUGGCUCGCCCGUGCCCAGUGUUACCCUUGUCUGGUGGCUCUCGUUGCCCGUGUCUUAAACUCGCCUGCUGUUCUGCCUGCAGCGCACCUAUACCUAGAACUGCUCAUGCUUAGUGUCUACUAUUAUAGAGUCAAACAAUCAAGACACCUAGGAAUAUGAGCCCAGAGAUGCAUCACGCGUAGCCGUUCAACUCAAUCGUGUGCUUAC
This is a messenger RNA of Aspergillus uvarum CBS 121591, 616 nucleotides long. RefSeq lists its product as uncharacterized. Lineage: Eukaryota; Fungi; Ascomycota; Eurotiomycetes; Eurotiales; Aspergillaceae. The transcript has a single exon. Bases 76 to 387 code for a protein of 103 amino acids. The record is from RefSeq and is a predicted model, not a curated record.